This is a messenger RNA of Cydia fagiglandana, 2098 nucleotides long. RefSeq lists its product as uncharacterized. Bases 1 to 1311 code for a protein of 436 amino acids. NCBI's taxonomy places the organism in Eukaryota, Metazoa, Arthropoda, Insecta, Lepidoptera, Tortricidae. The transcript has 3 exons. The record is from RefSeq and is a predicted model, not a curated record.
AUGAGCGAGUUCAUCCGAGCAGACUCUACAAACUUGCCCCACAUGGACCUAGUCAUGAUCCUAAAUUACUAUCAUGACAGCGAUAAGCACAAUGCCGCUGAAAUUAGAGGGGCAAAGGCCCUCCUGUCAUCAAGAGAUGGAUAUGUAGAGAAUAACAUAGGAUAUGUCGAAAUUCAAAGGAACGACACAGAAUGCAUUCUUAGAGCUAAGGUUGUACCGGAGACGAAAUUAAGGAAAAAAAAUUAUAUUGUUACAGUUGAAAUAGACGAAAAAAAUAAUAAAGUCAUUGAUGCAACAUGUGAUAAUGAUGAUUGCCCUGCAUCAGCUGGUGGAUGUAAGCAUUCAUUGGCAGUGUUAUACUGGUUGCUAAUUAGAGCCAUUGAACCAUCACCUACUUCCGUGCAAUGUUAUUGGGCUAAGCCUCGAGCAUCCAGUGAAGGUACAGAACCAGUCUUUUCAAAGGACAUUUUUCCAUCAAAAAAACGAGCGAUUGAAUUAGGACCAAGAGAUCCCGAGAGAAUGAAGGUGUUUUAUGAAGAAUGCAAAAAAAGAAAAUUGGGAGAUUCUCUCAUUUUAAACAUGUUACCGGAUCAUGACACCGGUUUACUAAAAUAUUGUGUGUUCGACAUGAUUUUAGAGUUCACAACAAAAUCUGACAAUCACAGUUACGAAAAUUUUAAAACCGAAAUGUCUAUAGUUUUGACUCAAAUUGUGCAAGAUGAAAUUGAAAUAAAUACAAAAAAACAAGCAGAGUCAAAGCUAUGGCAUAGCAUUCGUCAGGGGAGAAUAACGGCUUCCAAAAUUUAUGAUGCUUGCCGCUGUCGUACUACUGAUGGCUCACUGGUUGAGCAAAUUCUUGGUGGAUAUAAAAUGUAUGACACAAAAGCUAUGAAGAGAGGUAAACAGCUAGAAAAACCGGUAGUAAGGGAAAUUGAAAAGAAACUGGGGGUAAAAAUUGAAGAAUGUGGUUUUUACCUUAUAAACUUGUUUUGCGGUGCUUCACCUGAUGGCAUAGCAAAUAAUUUUAUAAUAGAAAUUAAAUGUCCUACUACUGUGGAAACCAGCAAAAACUACAUAGAUAAUAACAAAAUAAAAGAUAAGUUUUUGGCUCAAUGUCAACUGCAAAUGCUGGCAACUGGAAAAAAAAAGUGUGCAUUUUGCAUUGCGGAUCCAGAUUUCGAACAGAACAAAAAUAUUAAAAUAAUUUGGGUUAAGUUUGACGCAACAUAUACUAACAAUUUGUUACAAAAGGCAGAACAGUUUUGGAAAGACACAAUAUACCCAAUAAUCUUAAGAAACGCGCUGUCUUAAAUUUCAUCUAUUAACCAAUGGUUUCAUUGUACUUAGUUUGGAGUGUCAUGUUUGGAAACAUCUAAAUUUAUUGUCGCCUAAUUUGAUCAAAAUUUAUUUCUAGAGACGAUUCUAAACAUUCAGUGAGCCUUCCUGGUCCAUAGCAUCCCUCCCUCUUCGGUUUGUAGGUUUAGGAAUCCGCAAGAUUUCCAGUGUGGCUUCCUCAGCCUUUUUGGCGUCCACUCAUUGCACGCCUGGUCUCAUGCGAAAUAUCUUAAGGGCUUUGCCCACAAACUUUGAGAUUGCGGGCUUUGAGGAUGCUAUAAAUGCUUUUAAAAUUGGUUUCCCGGACAAAACAUUUCCUGAAAACCCGAAAUCACAAAGGAGUUGGGAUAAUAAAAAAAAUUGGUUUUAAAAUUUUCGUAACUGUGAUUUAACUUACGAUACUCUUCUAAACAACUGUACAGUUCCAGAUCUCGCGAGGCUUUUGGCGGUCGUAACCCGGGAAGCUGGUUACUGGCUAUAUGCCCAUUCUUCGCCUAAUACUGGUACUUUCUUGGAUCCGACCUCCUUUAGACUGGCGACUGGUUUGUGACUUGGGGUUUGUGUAACGUAUGUUUGUUUUGUUGUCUAGCAUUAUGAGAGCUCAUCUGUUGUGCUUCUAUGAAUUCAUCUUUAUAUUUAUGAACAAGCAUAGGUACCUACAGACCUGAGCUAUACAUAUAUGUAUAAGUAAGCAACGGUUGGAAUAUUGUGUUGUAUGAAGAAAGGCCGACACGAAUGCACCUCGGUCUAAAUUAAAUAAAAA